Messenger RNA from Acanthosepion pharaonis, 690 nucleotides. The record is from the annotation of a GenBank genome assembly. NCBI's taxonomy places the organism in Eukaryota, Metazoa, Mollusca, Cephalopoda, Sepiida, Sepiidae.
AUGAAAUUAAUUUUUCUUUUAUUCUCUUUUUUUUUUAAAUCUAUUCUUUCUUUCGGGAAUGUACGCUUUUUUUAUUCAUUACAUUCUUCUUUUCUGACAAAUAUAUUUUACUUUCAUAUUUGCGACUUCAUUCUUUCUUUUUUCCUUCGUUUUUUUUCUUUGAAACUAAUUCUUUCUCAUUUUUUAUUUAUUUAUACUUUCUUUCAGCGGUGUAUGUUUUUCCAUUCUUUCUUUCUUUCUUUCUUUCUUUCUUUGUUCCUUUCUUUCUUUCUUUCUUCCUUUCUUUCUGCUAAAUAUAUUAUUCUUCUUUCCUUUAAAUCUGCGCCAUCUUUCUGUCUGUCUUUCUGUCUUUCUUUCUUUCUUUCUUUCUUUCUUUCUUUCUUUCUCGGUGUAACCUUUUGCAUUCUUUCUUUCUUUCUUUCUUUCUUUCUUUCUUUCUUUCUUUCUUUCUUGUCCAGACCUUCCUUCUGUUCUUUCUUUCUUUCUUUCUUUCUUUCUUUCUUUCUUUCUUUCUUUCUUUCUUUCUUUUCGAGACCUUCCUUCUGUUCUCUUCUGUUCUUUCUUUCUUCUUUCUUUCUUUCUUUCUUUCUUUCUUUCUUUCUUUCUUUUUCUUUCUUUCUUUCUUUCUUUUCUUUUUUCUUAACCGUCUUUAAUUUUUUUUAUAUUUUCUUUUUCAUUUUUUCUUUCUAA